Molecule: messenger RNA, 2418 nt
Organism: Rubroshorea leprosula
Lineage: Eukaryota; Viridiplantae; Streptophyta; Magnoliopsida; Malvales; Dipterocarpaceae
Source: the annotation of a GenBank genome assembly
UCAUCUUCACCUCUUUGCAAACUCCAUGUACACCUAAAAUCACACUGACCCAUUUCUCCUCGUCUCUUCCUCUACAUUGGAUUCUUUCUUAUUUUCCAAAUCUUACUGUAUUAAUGGACAACUCAUUAUAAUGGAUGCAGAGAGACCUAACCGUACUACUAGUAGUGGAAGCAGCACCAGCGCCACCAGUGAACUAUUCAUCUGCUUCACCUCGCGUCUUUCCUCAUCUUCCAUGAAAAUCCCUUCGAAAUCAAUACUCAGUCCUGGCCGAAACAGAGAACCCUCACAAAUCUCGCUUUCUUCCUCGCUUAGUAGACGGUUAAGAAGCAAUGGCAGCAUGAAAGGCGGUCAAGCUUCUCCAAUGUUCCCUGCAAUCGGAAAGAAACGAGGAUGUGCCAUAGAGAAUCCGGAACCCUCUUCGCCCAAGGUCACAUGUAUAGGCCAGGUUCGAGUGAAGACUAAGAAACAGGGGAAGAAGAUUAGAGCCAGAUCUAAAAGGAGAGGUGAAGUGAGCUUUAGGAAAUUGGAACAUGGCGGCGCCAUGGCUGCCACUCCAAGCACCAGUAGUCUUGACAUAGGUAGCCAUCAAGAUUACAAUAUGGGUCAUUUUUUACACAGUAGCAGUCACCACCACCAGCAAAGUCAGCAACAGGAAUGCAGAAAAUGGGUGCAUUUUCCGGUGACAAUAUGUGAAGCGCUGAGGUCGUUCGGAGCCGAUUUCAACUGUUUCUUACCUUGCCGGUCUUCGUGUAUGGCGAGCCAGAGGGAGAAAGAGAAGACGGUGGGAUCUGGUGGGAACGGGAACGGAAACGGAACUGGAAGCUCCUGCGGGGCAGUGUUUGCAAGAUGGCUUGUUGCAGUACAGGAAGGAGAGGGCAAGCAGAGGGACAUAGAGUUGGUGGUCGGAGAAGAAGAGAAGAGAGGGAGUACAGAGUUGAGAAGCAGCCAGAGGAGACAUAUAUUUGAGGACAUAGAAAUCAGUGAGUGCAAGGAUGAGAAAAUGGGCGAGGAAGAAGGAAGAGUAAGCAUUUGUAUUCCACCCAAGAACGCCCUGUUGCUGAUGAGGUGCAGAUCUGAUCCUGUAAAAAUGGCUGCACUCGCAAACCGGUUCUGGGAGUCGCCCGCACCAAAGGAUGAAGUGGAAGCAGACGAUGAGGUAGAUGAGGAAGCAGAGAAAGUGGAAGAAGAGCAACCAACCAUUGAUGAACACAAAAUGGAGCAUGAAAUGAGUGAGUUAUGCCGGAAGUCGCUUUCUUAUGAAGCUGCAGAAGAGACAGAAAUCCCGGAAGCAGAAGCAGAACCGGAAGCAGAGUUAGCUCUGGAUGGAGAAGAAGCAGAGGAGCAAGAAAUUGAAGAAAAUAAUCCAGCAAUUGAUAAUUUGGAAGGAGAGGGGAAUACUGAGUAUCAAGAUCCAGAAAACGAGAUAGAAAAUAAUCAAGAACAAGAAUCAGCGGAAGAAUUACCACCGGAAAAUUUUGCAGAUAUGGAGAAGGUAAAGUGUGAAGAAAAUGUACUCACCUCACCGGAAAAUGAACAUAAUCCUGAAGAAGAACCAGACCCAGAAGCAGAACUGGAAAAUGUUAGAGAAGGCACCGAGGAGACAACAUCAAACGAACAAGAAUGCACAGAAAAAGAAGAACAAGGAGCAGAAAGUCAGGCUAUUGCAGAGGAAACAGAGGAAGGAGAAACAGAACGGAAGUCCGACCCAGGUUAUCAGGACACCGAGGAAGCCGCCGGAAUUGGGUCAAACGAGAAGGAGAGUCAACAAGAUUUACUGCCGGAUUGCUUGCUUCUGAUGAUGUGCGAGCCGAAGUUGUCCAUGGAGGUAUCCAAGGAGACAUGGGUUUGCAGUACAGACUUCAUCAGAUGGUUGCCGGAGAGGCCACCGGCAGUCAAGAAGAAAAAGGACGGCGGUGGAGAUGAACCCAAGAGGAGGAUUAGCAUUGACUCCAAACCCUCUCCGAAGUUACUCCAGCCACCGAGAUCCUCUUGCUCUUACCCGGCAGCCCCACCCAUGGCUGUUGCGGCUUCGUCCGGCCGGUCGUCAACGUCUUCAACGAGAAAGCAGAAGCUCGCCGGGGAUAAAGGGUGCGAACCCUUUGUGCUAACGCGCUGCAAGUCUGAGCCGAUGAGGUCAGCCACUAACCUCGCCCCCGAUGCUUGCCUCUGGAAGAAUGGGAAGCUUGAGCCGGCUACACUAGGAGUCGGCGCGGCUGGGGUUGGCUUUUAACCCCAGUUCAGGCCAGCGAAAAAACCAAAAGCAUUGGGGUGGGUGAAAAUACAGUGUUGUAAGUUGUAGUUUUGUUUUUGUGCUUGUAUAAAAACAUCUCCUAUUUCUGCUUGUGCCUUUGUUACCCUUAUUCAUUUUCAUCCCUGUACUAGUACUAGUAUUAGAAACAGUAAAAUGGUAGAAAAUUU